Elephantulus edwardii (Cape elephant shrew) is the source of this 1047-nucleotide messenger RNA. It is a transcript of the gene HFE, whose product is annotated as hemochromatosis. The transcript has 6 exons. NCBI's taxonomy places the organism in Eukaryota, Metazoa, Chordata, Mammalia, Macroscelidea, Macroscelididae. The record is from RefSeq and is a predicted model, not a curated record. Gene Ontology annotation, biological process: positive regulation of T cell mediated cytotoxicity; regulation of iron ion transport; response to iron ion starvation. Gene Ontology annotation, cellular component: external side of plasma membrane. Gene Ontology annotation, molecular function: transferrin receptor binding. Bases 1 to 1047 code for a protein of 348 amino acids.
AUGGGCCCACGAGCCCGGCCCGCGCUGCUUCUGCUGAUGCUCUUGAGGACGGUGGCCCCCCACAAAAGGCAGCCACGGUCACACUCUCUGCACUACCUCUUCAUGGGGGCCUCCCAGCCAUACCUUGGGCUGCCAUUGUUUGAGGCUUUGGGUUACGUGGAUGACAGGCUGUUUGUAUCCUACAAUCAUGAGAGUCGUCGUGCUGAGUUCCGCACACCAUGGAUCCAGAGUGGGGCUACCAGCCAGCUCUGGCUGCAGCAGAGUCAGAGCCUGAAAGGGUGGGACCACAUGUUCACUGUUGACUUCUGGACCAUCAUGGACAACAACAACCAUAGUGAAGAGUCCCACACCCUGCAGGUGAUUCUGGGCUGCGAGGUAAAGGAAGAUAACAGCACCAGGGGCUUCUGGAAAUAUGGAUACGAUGGACAGGACCACCUUGAAUUCUGCCCUGAGACACUGGAUUGGAAAGCAGCAGAUGCCAGGGCCCAAGUCACCAAGCUGGAGUGGGAAGUGAACAAGAUUCGGGCCAAGCAGAACAGGGCCUACCUCGAGAGGAACUGCCCUGAACAGCUGCAGCAAUUGCUGGAACUGGGAAGAGAGAUUCUGAACCAGCAAGUACCUCCUUCUUUAGUGAAAGUGACUCAUCAUCUGACCUCUAAAAUGACAACUCUACAAUGUCAGGCUUUGAACUUCUUACCCCAAAGCAUCACCAUGAGGUGGUUGAAGGACAAACAGCCACUUGAUGCCAAAGAGGUUGAUGUGGAUAUCCUACCCAAUGGAGAUGGGACAUACCAGGGCUGGAUGACUGUGGUUGUGCCUUCUGGGGAAGAACAAGGAUACACCUGCCAAGUGGAACAUCCAGGCCUGGACCAGCCCCUCACUGCCACUUGGGAACCUUCACCUUCUGGCACCUUAGUCAUUGGACUCAUCAGUGGGAUUGCUGUGUGUUUCAUCAUCUUCCUUAUUGGACUUUUGUUCAGAAUCUUAAAGAAGAGGCAUGUUUCCAGAGGAACUCUGGGGGACUAUGUCUUAGCAGAAGGUGAGUAA